Molecule: messenger RNA, 2991 nt
Organism: Capronia coronata CBS 617.96
Lineage: Eukaryota; Fungi; Ascomycota; Eurotiomycetes; Chaetothyriales; Herpotrichiellaceae
Product: H+-transporting ATPase
Exons: 4
Coding region: 1-2991 (996 amino acids)
Biological process (GO): regulation of intracellular pH; proton export across plasma membrane
Cellular component (GO): plasma membrane
Molecular function (GO): ATP binding; ATP hydrolysis activity; P-type proton-exporting transporter activity
Source: RefSeq, a predicted model, not a curated record
AUGGCGGAAAAGCAGGAUCUCGAGAACGGCGACCCAAAGCGCGAAAGAAUCUCCUUCGCCGACGGAUGGGAUCCCGACAAGGACGAGGGCGAGUAUGCCAACCUCAUUCGAUUCAUUUCCACGUACCGCGACCGUCGCUUUUCCAAAGCUCCUUCUCAGGUUUCCGGCGACGAUGCCGGAGACGCCACGACGAAGAAACAACCAUGGUACAAGAAGAUGUUCGGUAUCUCUGCUGGUAUCGGCGACCUCUACCAGGUACCAGAGGAGUGGCUGCAAACCGACAUCCGCACGGGCUUGUCAUCAGCUGAGGUUGAGGCACGACGCAAGAAGGCUGGCUUCAAUGAGUUGACCACGGAGAAAGAGAACAUGUUCAUCAAGUUCAUCGGCUACUUCAGAGGACCUAUUCUUUACGUCAUGGAACUUGCCGUCCUUUUGGCUGCCGGUCUGCGUGACUGGAUCGAUUUCGGUGUCAUUAUCGGUAUCCUGAUGCUCAACGCCGUCGUCGGUUGGUAUCAAGAAAAGCAAGCCGCCGAUGUCGUGGCUAGUUUGAAGGGUGACAUCGCCAUGAAGGCUGAAGUUAUGCGUGAUGGUAGAAUCCAGGAGAUCAAGGCCCGUGAACUUGUGCCUGGUGACAUUCUCAUUCUCGAGGAAGGUUCCGUUGUUGCCGGUGAAUGCCGUUUGAUCUGUGACUUCGACAACCCAGCUGGGUUCGAGGAGUACAAGGAGAUGAUGACCGACCCCGAAGGAUAUCACUCCAAGAACCACACGGACUCUGAUGACGACGAGGAGCACCACGUUGGUAGCUCGAUUGUUGCCACCGAUCAGUCUGCCAUCACCGGAGAGUCUCUGGCUGUCGACAAGUACAUGGGUGACAUCUGCUACUACACCACUGGCUGCAAGCGAGGCAAGGCCUACGCCGUUGUCACCGAGUCCGCUCGUGGCUCUUUCGUCGGCAAGACUGCAUCCCUCGUGCAAGGUGCCAAGGAUUCCGGUCAUUUCAAGGCCAUCAUGGACUCCAUCGGUACGGCUCUGCUCGUUCUCGUCGUGUUCUUCAUUCUCGCCGCUUGGGUUGGUGGUUUCUUCCAUCACAUCAAGAUCGCUACGCCGGAGGACAGCUCAGUCAACUUGCUUCAUUACGCCCUUAUUCUCCUCAUCAUCGGUGUUCCCGUCGGUCUUCCUGUCGUCACCACCACCACCCUGGCUGUCGGAGCUGCUUAUCUCGCUAAGCAAAAGGCCAUUGUCCAGAAGCUGACUGCCAUCGAGUCUCUGGCUGGUGUCGAUGUCCUCUGCUCGGACAAGACUGGUACCUUGACUGCCAACCAACUUACUAUUCGUGAACCCUACGUCGCCGAGGGUGAAGAUGUCAACUGGCUGAUGGCUUCUGCUGCUUUGGCUUCCUCCCACAACCUCAAGAAUCUCGACCCUAUCGACAAGAUCACCAUCCUGACCCUGAAGAGAUACCCGAAGGCUCGUGAGAUUCUGCAACAAGGCUGGAAGACUGAGAAGUUCCUGCCCUUCGACCCUGUCUCGAAGCGUAUCACCACCAUUUGCACGCUCAAGGGUGAGCGAUGGAUGUUCUGCAAGGGUGCACCAAAGGCUGUCUUGUCCAUUGCCGAGUGCGAUGAAGCCACUGCCAAGCACUACCGUGACACCGCCGCCGAGUUCGCUCGUCGUGGUUUCCGAUCUCUCGGUGUUGCCUCCAAGCGCGGUGAUGAACCAUGGAAGAUCAUUGGCAUGUUGCCCAUGUUCGACCCCCCUCGUGAGGAUACCGCGCACACAAUCCUGGAGGCCCAGAACCUUGGUCUCAGUGUCAAGAUGUUGACUGGUGACGCCAUCGCCAUCGCCAAGGAAACUUGUAAACAACUCGCGCUUGGUACCAAGGUCUAUAACUCGCAACGUCUCAUCGCUGGCGGUGUCACCGGUGCUACUCAGUAUGAUCUGGUCGAGCAGGCUGAUGGUUUUGCCGAAGUCUUCCCAGAGCACAAGUACCAGGUCGUGGAGAUGCUUCAACAACGUGGUCACUUGACUGCCAUGACUGGUGACGGUGUCAACGAUGCUCCAUCUCUGAAGAAGUCUGACUGUGGUAUUGCUGUCGAAGGUGCCACCGAAGCCGCUCAAGCCGCUGCCGAUAUCGUUUUCCUUGCCCCUGGUCUCAGCACCAUCGUGGAUGCUAUCAAGGUUGCUCGUCAAAUUUUCCAGCGCAUGAAGGCAUACGUUCAAUACCGUAUCGCUCUCUGCUUGCACUUGGAACUCUACCUCACCACCUCCAUGAUCAUCAUCAACGAGACCAUCCGUACCGACUUGGUUGUCUUCUUGGCCUUGUUCGCCGAUCUUGCCACCAUUGCGGUUGCCUACGACAACGCCCACUACGAACCUCGCCCUGUCGAGUGGCAAUUGCCCAAGAUCUGGGUGAUCUCAGUCAUUCUCGGAACCCUGCUUGCCAUUUCCACCUGGAUCAUGCGUGGUACUUUCUACCUGCCCAACGGUGGUCUGGUCCAGAACUUUGGCAACAUUCAACUUAUGCUCUUCUUGCAAGUCUCACUGGUUGAGAACUGGCUUAUUUUCGUUACCCGUGGUGGACAGACGUGGCCAUCCUGGAAAUUGGUUGCUGCCAUCUUCAUCGUCGAUGUCCUUUCCACACUUUUCUGUGUCUUCGGCUGGCUUUCUGGCGCCAAACACGAAAACUACACCGUUCCCCAUAACAGCUACUUGGAACACCACUGGAGUAUCCAAACCUCCAUCGUCACCGUCGUCGUCAUCUGGUGUUACUCGAUUGGUGUUACGAUCGUGGUUGCUAUCGUCUACUACCUCCUCACCAGCAUGCAAUGGAUUGACAACCUCGGCCGUGCCACGCGCAGCCAUGCCGACACUACUAUGGAGAACAUUCUUGGACACCUUGGUCGCGUCGCCCUCGAGCACGAGACUGAUGUCCACGGCAAGUCCAAAUGGGUGUUGGGUUCCAGAGCGACUGGUGAAGAAGAAGACGAGUAA